AUGGCCCCGUCAACAACCACCGCCACAACGCGGUCCUCCGCCCCGACAGGCCCAACAAAGGCCUACCUCUUCGCCUACAACACGCUGAACCUCGUGCUCUGGGGAUCCUGCGUGGUCUACACCGCGAGCCAGAUCCCCUUCGCCCUCGGCCUCAACAAUCUGCCCGCCGUCUUCAAGCGUACCUUCUCGCCUCUGUUGCUGGCAACGCAGUCACUGGCCACGCUGGAGGUCCUGCACAGCCUGGUGCGCCUCGUGCGCGCACCAUUCCUGACUACCGCUAUGCAGGUGGCCAGUCGGCUGCUGCUGGUGUGGGGCAUUAUGGCGCCGUUCGGCGGCGAGAUUGUUGGACGGGAGGGGAGCGCGCAGCUGGGUGAUUAUGCGUACUUGGGGUGUGUGGGUGCGUGGGGGAUUACGGAAGUCAUUCGUUAUGGGUUCUUUGCGAUUACGUUGUCGGGGAAUUCGGUACCUGCGUGGUGGACUUGGUUGCGGUACAACACCUUUUACGUCCUCUACCCCAUUGGCAUUUCCAGCGAGUGCACCCUUAUCUUGCAAGCCCUCGGUCCCGCUGCGGAGCUCAACCCGCUGUUCCAGUAUGCCCUGAUUGCCAUCCUUGUGAUCUAUGUGCCUGGCUCGUAUAUCCUGUACACACACAUGAUUGCGCAGAGGCGCAAGGUCAUGCGCGGCAAGCAGCGCGCCGAUUAA
This is a messenger RNA of Penicillium alfredii, 702 nucleotides long. Its product is annotated as protein tyrosine phosphatase-like domain-containing protein. The record is from RefSeq and is a predicted model, not a curated record. NCBI's taxonomy places the organism in Eukaryota, Fungi, Ascomycota, Eurotiomycetes, Eurotiales, Aspergillaceae. Gene Ontology annotation, cellular component: endoplasmic reticulum membrane. Gene Ontology annotation, biological process: very long-chain fatty acid biosynthetic process; sphingolipid biosynthetic process; fatty acid elongation. Gene Ontology annotation, molecular function: 3-hydroxyacyl-CoA dehydratase activity. The coding region runs from base 1 to 702 and encodes 233 amino acids. The transcript has 3 exons.